Messenger RNA from Diaporthe batatas, 7376 nucleotides. RefSeq lists its product as uncharacterized. The record is from RefSeq and is a predicted model, not a curated record. The transcript has 3 exons. Gene Ontology annotation, biological process: protein dephosphorylation. NCBI's taxonomy places the organism in Eukaryota, Fungi, Ascomycota, Sordariomycetes, Diaporthales, Diaporthaceae. Gene Ontology annotation, molecular function: protein phosphatase regulator activity. The coding region runs from base 352 to 2379 and encodes 675 amino acids. Gene Ontology annotation, cellular component: nucleus; protein phosphatase 4 complex; cytoplasm.
CAGUAGACGAUAUAAUGGAAGCUUGAGAGGAAGGUAAACCUGGGGUCGAUCCGCAGGGAAGCGUGGGCCCCAGCCCGUAGGGGAGCCAGAGCCGCCGCGCUAGCAGGUUGGGGCUCCCACCGCGCUAGCAGCAGCUGGCCUGCAACCUGCUGUGGCCGGUUGUCCUAUCAGGUGGCCCCGGCCGGAUCCCAGGCUGGUCGGUCGCAUCAAUCGCAGCGCAUCGCAUCGCAACGCACUGGGCAGCUUUUUCCAAUCGCGCAAGGAGGCUGAGUGAGGUGAGAGGUGAACAUCGCGCGCCACGUUCACGUCACGUCACGUCCCCACUCCCGGCCAUCGAGCAACCCGCACACCAUGGAGAUGGAUUCGGACGACGAGACCCUGCGGUCGCUCGCAGCUGGCAAUCCCAUGGACUACUCGACAUGGCCGCUCCUGCUCAGCACCAUCAUAUCGCGUCUCGACAAGAUCGCAAAGAACGACUUCCCCAUCCCACGCAUCCCCGAACCAGCCUCGCCAGUGGCCCCCUCCCCCCAGGAGCCACGGUUCCUCGCCCCUCUCCCCUCGUCAGACGCCCUUGAGCCGCCUCCGUCAUCAGCGCCCAACCAACCCACCAGCGAGGCAGACUCGUCACAAGACACCAACAAGGAGAAUGCUGCUCCCACACCGCCCACCUCCGCCCCGGCGCCACCUCCCGCCCCCGCCCCGUCCGCCGCAGCGACAUCAGCCCCCGAACCCGGCACCCUCCCGCCCCAGAUCGUCGCCAUGAUCGCCGAGAUCAACGGCGUCCUGAACGAGUCCUUCCACACCUACCCUCCCCACACCAUCCAGCGCCUGGCAGAGCUGAUCCUCGGCCCCAGGCAGCACUACAAGUCGCUGCCCUCGUACCUCCACGCCGUCGACAGGGUCGUCCACGUUACUAGCGGGAACAACACCUACCCCUUGCCGCCCGCCAUCCCGGACAUGUCGUCCAUGACGCUGGGCGUGCCCAACGGCGUCAUGGACCAGGGCCAUGGCAACCACGAGAGCGGGCCCGACACCUCCAUGGCCUGGGUCAGCACGAGCAACGGCAACGCCAUCGGCAGCGACGAGGCCCUGGGCGGCGCCCUGCUGACCCCCAUCCCCUGGCUCCAGAGGCGGUCCAGUGGCAACCGGGACGGCGACGGAGGGUCCGAGUCCGGGGAGUCGUCCACGCUGGGCUCCGACGGUGGGCCGUCGCCCCUGGCGUCUAACCAGAGCCCCGCGGCGUCGUCAUCAUCACCAUCCCAGAGAAGCUCCUCGCAGCAGUCCUCGCGGCAGUUCGAGACCCGCACCGAGAGCACCGAGACGAUAGACGGGCCCAACGGCGUCGGUAGCAUCGAGACCGUGUCCAUCUCCGUCAACGGCAUACCGCCGAUGGGCUCGGCCGCCCAGCAGCGCGUCAUCACGCAGGGCGAGCUCAUCCGCCAGGAGCAGAGGGCCGGCGUGGUCCCCGUCAGCCAGCUGCAGCGGUCCGGGCCGGUGGUCGUCACCUCGUCAUCGUCGGCAGAGGGCGCGACGGCGUCACCUGCUGACGACGGCUCCUCCACAGACGCUGCGGACAACGACACCCCUAUGGGCGAGGCCGGGGCCGGUGCCGAAGGCGAGCAGCCCAAGGACACCAGCAGCGACAGGUCAGACGAGGAGAUGCCCGACGAGGAAGAGGCGCCACACGCCCGCGGGCCGGACCACAUCGGCGCGGCGGACAUGGGCCCGCAGGCGCCGGCGUCGAGCAGCUUCAGCCUCAGCAGCGGCGGGAACAUGGAGGUGCGCGGGAUCGACGUCGAGGCCGCCGUGGGGCGCAAGCACGAGGCGGCGCCCGCGCCCGCAGCAGCCGAGACGCCCGACUCGAGCGACGACGGCGCAGCCAUCAUGACGCCUGCCUCCUCGUCCGAGGGAGGCGGGGACGACGCCACCAAGGAGGAGGCAGCAGACAAGACCGCCGCCGAGCAGCAGCAGCAGCAGCAGCAGCAGGACAAGGAAACCAAGACGUCCUCCUCCUCCUCCUCCCCCGGCACGCUGUCCGCGCGCGCGAGCCCGACGCCCUCGUCGAAGCGCGGCGCGGAGGAUGACGAGGACGCGGGCGCGGCCGGGGGCAGCCACAAGCGGCUGAAGGAGGACGCGGGCGACGACCCCGAGGCCAAGCCCGAGGCCAAGGGACCAACACCAACCCCCGCCGGGGAGCAGGCCGAGGCGUCGACGACAGCUGUGGCGGACAAGGAUGCCGCCCCAUCAUCAUCAUCCGCCGGCGGCGACGACGACGACGGCGCGAAGAAAGACACCGGUAAGGGCGAGAGCGGAGACAAGACGGAGGCGGCGGCGGAGGACAGCAGCACCGCCGAGGCAGGCGACGACUCGGCGGCCUAGGCGGUCGCCGAGGAGCUAUGGUUCCACUGCAUACCCAUGCGCUCCAGCCCGAAGAAGACGAAGGGGGACGGGGACGAGGACGAGGGGGGCGGGCGGGGAGACGCUCAGGCGGCGGUGAUGGCAAGGCCGGAGUGAAGGUGCAGGGGGGGGGCAUAUUAGAGUAGUUGGGCAGAUGAUGACGAGCCGAACGAUGAAAACAGAACGAGAACGGCCGCUUGAGGGGUUGCGAUUGGGUAGGGCUUUGAGUCGAGCAUGUCAAGAGUUAACUGUACCACCGCUCGCUGGAGGGCGCGGCGCGGAUCGCAUUUGUGCUAGAACGCACGCUCGUAUCCGGCGAGCCAUAUGUUAUCCGAAAUGGAGAUGGGUUAUCGAAGGGAGGUAGGAAAAGGGCAACACCAUAAAUCAAAAAUGGGCACCAGGGCCAGCCACAUUCACACAUGCAAGCACUACGUAUGAAUGCAAACAAAUCCUCAGCAAGAGUAUGAUGAUCUAUCUCAUGAUGCUAUGCAAAGUAGCAAACAAAAACCAACCGGAAAUGCCAUUCCUUCUCCUGGAUGCCAAAACGCCAGACUUGCAGAGCAAAAUAUCCCACACGCAAACAGAUACAUGCUUUCUCUCUCUGUCUCUCUCUGGGCUAUGUAAGCCCUCCUUGCGGCCUCCAUCUACUCAGUGAUCAUAGAGAUGUUCUCCCUCGUGAUGGUGCUGCACUGGUUCUCGUCCCGCUUGACGCGGAAGAAGGAGUCGCAAAAGUCCGAGCACCGCAUGUACCGCAGGAACUCCUCGUCGUGCGUGAUGACGAUGAGCUGGAAGUUGGCCUGCGCCUGGCGCGCCCGGAUGAUGCCGUGCAGGCUCUGCGCCAGCGAGCGGAUGUUGUCGCUGUCCAGGUUGGUGGUGGGCUCGUCGAGCGCAAUGACGCCGCAGUUGACGCCGAACGACUCGGCGAGCGCGAGCCGGAUGAUGAUGCUGGCCAGGACCUUCUGGCCCGCCGAGCAGCGCCCGCGCAUGUCCAUCUCCGUGUCGCGCUUCAUCAUGACCACCCGGUACUUGUAGUUGCGCCGCUGGUUGGCCGACGUCGUGGUCUCCUUCUCGGAGCGGAUCGCGAUGGUGUCGACGUCGGUGCCCUGGUACGUCGCGCGCCAGAGGUCGCCCGCGAUGCGGUUGAUCUCUUCCAUUUUGAUAGAAUGGAACUGCAUGAUGGCCUUGUCGAGCGAGUCGCUAAAUGUGGCCAGGUCCUCAAUGACGCCCUUGGUUGUCGAUAGCUUGACGCGGCUAGCCCGAUACUUUUCCUCGGCGCCCUGGUAUUCUUGCUCGUAGAGCUCGAUCUGCUGCUUCAAAUUGACAUCGGUAGCUCGGCUCUUCCCUAUGACCUCACUCCUCUCCGCUGCCAGAACGUUGAUCCUCUUUUCGUAUUUUCUGGCCUCCGCCAUGAGGCGGUCAUAGUCCUGCUCUGCGUUUUCCGACUCGAGGUGCUCGACCUUCUUGGCCAACUCCUCGAGGACAGCCACAUUCUCUCGAAACUUGAUGUUGUCUCUGAUGUUCUUUUUCUUCCAAUCGCCUUGCGACAGCUCCUCUUUCUCCGCAUUUAUGCGCUUCACAAGCUCCUCCAUCUCGCCUUUGAGACGAGCGAGGGUCUGCUUGAAGUUCUGGAUGGAUCGCUCGAUAGAGGCCAGAUUGGAUUCUCCGCCGCGAUCCAAAUAGUCUUGAAUGUCAUCCUCGAUGAUCUUCAGUUGGUUGAGCGUGCGCGCAACAGUAUCGCGUUCCUCGGCUAUCUUCUCUGCCUUCCUGCGCCCCGUAGCAAGAGCAUCAUCCCGCUGCGCUCUGGCUGCGUCGAUUUGUGGCUGAAGGUCAGUGAGUUGGGCAUCAAUCUCGGCGAUUCUCGCAUCCUGCGUGUGAUUGUCUUCUCGCAAUGCCUUGAUUUCAUCAGAGAGGUUCCGCUUUUUGUCCAUCAGCUGCCUUGCUUGAGCAAUCUUGCCGUCAAGCCUGCUACUCUCAAGCUCGAGGCUGCUGACUAGGUCGCGGCUCCGUUGCCUGUCUGCAGACAUAUUGUCAAGGCGUUUCUUGACUUUGCGCGUCUCCUCCAUGCAGAUCGUUCGGGCUUCAUCCACCUCUCCAGGCGUGCGUGUCGUUCCACCAGACUGCCUCUGAGACCUUUCCAGUUGCUCAAUCUGCUCUUUCGCAUCCCUGGUCGCAUUGAAGAGUUGGGUGAUUUCGGACACGGCGCUUGAGACAGACUGCAGCGCCUCCAACUUCUCGCUCGUUUCCCUCCGAUGCUUAUCCGCAACCUCUAGUUUCCCCAAGAUGUCUUCCCUCUCCCUCUUGGCCUCGUCAAUAACUUUCUCACUUGCUGGCAGCUCUUUUCCAAGCCGCAGAGCGGCAUCGUGUUUUGGACGGACUGCCCGCAAGCGCUCCAGCUUCUUGUCGACAUCGCGAAACUCUUGCUCCAACUCGGCCUUCGAUUCAUCGUUGAGAUGUUUGGUGAUUUUGGCCACGAGUUUCGAUUUGGCGCGGUCCUCGUCGAAGCCUCGAUCACACAUGUGGCACUUGUUCUUUGUUUGCAAACAAGUCUGCGCUUGAGUCCAGUACGACUUCAUAUGAUCGAACAAACUGAUAUCCUUCUCCAAUUCCAUCUUAUGCGCCUCCAGGUCCUCAAGUUCUUCCUCGUAUGCGUCAAUGGAGACAGCUGAUGCAUCUUCGACCGUUUCCCGGAGGACGUCCAGGACAGCUUUCUCGCUGCUCUUCUUGUUGUCCGCCAAUCUCUGAUGUUGCUUACUAGCCUCGGAGAGCUUGUAGUCGACUUGCUUGAGUUUCUGCUGCAGCUGGUCACAUGCUUCCUUCUUCUCGUUCAGAGCGGCAGUCCUGGCGGUCGAUUCGUUUUUGAAAUCCGCCUCGAGCGACCCAUGCUCCCAGCCAGGUCGCACUUGCUCAUCGAGCAUCUUGCUCCAGCGCGCGGUGAGAUUGUUCAGGCUAGCCUCGCGGUCUCGGGCUUCCGUCUUUCGCAGAUCCAACUGUGCGAGCUCGGAAGCGAGCCGAGUACAAUUGACGAGCUCGCUGUUUAGGUCGUCGCCCUGCUGCUCCAACUCGCGCAAUUCCUUUUGAGUCUCUCGUAUCUUCUCGUCCCAGUCGUUGCUGGCCAGUCCGGCCUGAGCUUGCUGAUAGCGAUCGUUGAGCGAAACCUUGUCGCUUUCAAGACGGUCGACGAGAACAUCAUCGCAUUUGACCAAGUCCAUCUCCGUUUGUAGACGCUUGACCUUUCGGUCGUUCUCGGCCUUCUUCUGUUUCGCAAAUGUCCUCUCGGAGGCUUUGGCAUUCUUGGCAUUCUCCAGCUCCGAGAUGCCCUUGUUCGCCGCGUCCGCCUCUUGUGACACUCGACCUUGCAGCUGCUCGUGUUCCUUCUUCUUGCUGUUGAAGAUGCCCUGAAUCUUCCCGUUGAAGAGUCGAACCUGUUCAUCGUCCAAGUCACCAUCGAACCCUCGGAUCUCAUGAGAUCGCGCUGCAGCCUGGAUCAUGUCGACGCGGGUACGCAGCUGGCGUUCAUACUUGUCCUUGUCUGACUGGAGCCUGCCCUUUUCCCCGAGCUUGAUGUUCAAGUCACUCUCGGCCCGACUGACCUCACCUUGUAAGCUUCGGUAAUCCAGGGACUUCUGGUCAAUAUCAGCCUGCAGUCGGCCGAGACGGCUCUCGUAUUGUUCGAGCGCUCUCCUAAGCUCAUCGUCAUCCUCGGUCAUCAUGUCGAUAGACUCUCGAAGCUCCUCGACAUUACUGCGCCUGAAGUCCAACUGGUCCUGGUUGUAUUUGAGGUCAUUCACAAUGCUCAAGAAAUUGUUGGCAUCUUCACGACAAUCCCUCUCUUUCUUGCGAAGCUCGGCCACUUCAGUUUCGAUUUUAUCGACCUGUUCGCGAAACUCCGAGAUCUCCUGCUGCAGCUUCUGGCAGAGCUUCUCGUUCUUCAGACCUCUGUCCUUGUUCUCCUCGUUGUGCUUGUGUUCAACCUGGAGGUUACGAAGUUGCUCGGCCCUCUUCUUCCGAACCAUCUUGAGUUCGUCGAUAGCCUUGGUGUACUUCUGGGCGUCAAAUAUCUCGUCGAAUUUCUUCUUCAGGGCGGAAGGCUCGCUCAUGGGCCAGAGCGCCUCGUCCUGGUGACAGAAGAUGACAAACUCCAGGAUGGCAGGUGACACACCCAGGUGUCUGGGAACCAAUGCAUCGACUUCACCCUGCUUAACCGAGCCUGUGUGGAUCUCUCCGUUGGGGUGUUCGAUCUUGACCGAAGUCGUGAGAGUUGUCAUUUUGCGGGCUCCAGCUUUGGUCACGGCGCCUUUGAAGCGGCGGGUGAUGACGUAUCUCGCGCCAUCUGUCGCCCUGAGCUUGAGCAUUACGGCGGCUGGGACUUCGCCCUCCGAGACGAGCUUGGGAUCGUGGACGAAUGCGCCAUUGGUCUUGGUGUUGGGUGGCAGUUCGCCCGUCGUGGCAUAUUUGAGACACUCAAUGAUUGUUGUCUUGCCAGAGCCGUUGUACCCAACGAUCAAAUUGAGUGGGGUGCUGAAUGUGAUCUGCUCACGGACCUGGGGAUGAAAGGAGCGGACUCCCUGGAUCGUCAUUCCCUCGAUGCGUGACAUCUUGACAAGGGAGGGGUGGCGAUGCUCAUGAGAGCAGCCACGGACUUGUUGAUGGUAGUUUACGUGGAGGGCAGACGCGAUAGAGGUUUGCUGAUGUGAGUGGUGAAGGAUAGAUGGGAUGGCAGUCUCGUAGAAAUGAGGACGUUGAGUGAGAAUGAAGAAAAAGCCAGACCUCCGUCAGAUUCAGCUCGAAUUCUGUCAGUCUGAGGCAAACGCGUGCCGUCUCAAUUAAAGUCCAAGGCAGGCGCGUCUUGGAGCAACCGACAAAAGUGGGACCAGACGCCAGGUCAGCUGGGCGGCUGCUGCCUGAGUCCCAGCAAGCGCCUGACACCUCCCCCCCCUCACCCAAACCACUGUGUUCAGGGUUACGAAGGGUUAUCAACG